AUGACGGGGAAGAUCUUCACAAACACCAGGGAGCGGUGGAGGCAGCAGAAUGUGAACAGCGCCUUCGCCAGGCUGAGGAAGCUCAUCCCCACUCACCCUCCAGACAAGAAGCUGAGCAAGAAUGAAACGCUUCGCCUGGCAAUGAGGUAUAUCAACUUCUUGGUCAAGGUCUUGGGGGAGCAAAGCCUGCAGCAAACGGGAGUGGCAGCCCCAGGAAACAUUCUGGGACUCUUCCCCCCAGGACCCCACCUGCUCAGUGACUACCAGGUUCCUUCACCUGGCCCAAGCCACCACGUCCCUUAG
Eptesicus fuscus (big brown bat) is the source of this 303-nucleotide messenger RNA. RefSeq names its product TAL bHLH transcription factor 2 (gene TAL2). Gene Ontology annotation, molecular function: RNA polymerase II cis-regulatory region sequence-specific DNA binding; DNA-binding transcription factor activity, RNA polymerase II-specific; protein dimerization activity. Gene Ontology annotation, biological process: regulation of transcription by RNA polymerase II. The transcript has a single exon. The record is from RefSeq and is a predicted model, not a curated record. Bases 1 to 303 code for a protein of 100 amino acids. NCBI's taxonomy places the organism in Eukaryota, Metazoa, Chordata, Mammalia, Chiroptera, Vespertilionidae.